Molecule: messenger RNA, 1044 nt
Organism: Penicillium robsamsonii
Lineage: Eukaryota; Fungi; Ascomycota; Eurotiomycetes; Eurotiales; Aspergillaceae
Product: alpha/beta fold hydrolase
Exons: 1
Coding region: 1-1044 (347 amino acids)
Source: RefSeq, a predicted model, not a curated record
AUGAAGUUCUUCUCCAUUGUCAGUGCCUUCACAGCGGUGCUGUCGUGUACGGCUGUUGUCGCCGCACAAUCUGACCCCGAUCCAAUUGGCACCAUCUACGAUGGCCCUGUGCCCGCCGAUCUAUACGGAUCCAGCUAUGCCUACCCCUGGCCGGUGAAGCAGUUCAACUUCUUCAAUCAGCGCCAGAACCUUUCAAUGGCGUUCAUGGACAUCCCAGCAAAGAAGCAUUUCAAGAAUAAGAAGACAGCGAUCCUACUGCACGGCGGGAACUUCUGCGGCGUCACAUGGUCCGACACCGCGCGCCAACUAUCGGCUGCCGGCUACAGAGUGAUCCUGCCCGACGACAUCGGCUUCUGCAAGUCGAGCAAACCCCAAGGCUAUUCUUAUAACGUACACCAGCAGGCGUUGAACAUCCACAGUCUGCUUACUGCGCUUGGCAUCGAUAGAGCCACCGUGAUCGGCCAUUCGAUGGGUGGCAUGAUUGCCGCCCGUUACGGCCUCAUGUACCCGGCCAGCGUCCAACAACUUUUCCUUGUCAAUCCCCUCGGCCUAGAGGACUGGGUAGCCAAGGGUGUGCCCUACCUAUCAGUCGACGCGUCGUAUCAGAGCGGACUUGGGCAGAACUUCAACACUCUCAAGGCGUAUGAGCAGGCCAGCUACUUCGCCAAUGCCCCCUGGAAGCCUGAGUACGAUACCUGGGUCCACAUGCUAGCCGACAUCUAUGCCAGCGACUAUGGCUCCGACUAUUCGUACGUGAUGGCCCUCGUCACCGACGCCUUGCUCAGCCAGCCUGUUAUCCACCAGUUCCCUGUCCUGCAGACACGUACCUACCUCUUAGUGGGAGAUAGCGACGUUUCGGCGCUUGGCAAAGCAUGGUCACCCCCUGCAAUCGCUGCGAAGCUGGGCCAUUAUGCUGAACUCGGUCCUGCUGCCGCAGCCAUGAUCCCCAACUGCACGCUCCACAUGUUCCCCGGUCUAGGCCAUGCGCCCUUCCUCCAGGACCCCAAGGCGUUUUACAAGGUGCUGCUUUCUUUCCUGGACUAA